AUGGCUAACCCUGAGACUGACGUGAUUAUCAUUGGCGCCGGGGUGUUUGGGCUAAGCACUGCCCUUUGGCUCGCUCGCAGUGGCUACAAAAAUGUUACUGUAUUCGAUCGAUGCGCCUUUGAUAAGAACUACUAUAACCCUGCAGAUGGGUGUGACGGGGCGUCGGCCGACAUCAAUAAGAUUUUUCGAGCAACGUACGGGGAGCAACUGCACUCCCAAGACCUGGCUCUUGAAGCCAGAGAUAUAUGGCUUGAGUGGAAUCAGUCCAUUAAAGAGAGCGAUCCGGCCAACUUACCCAAACCGCUCACUCCUGAAGAUGAGCUUUUGACAAUCUGCGGUGUCUAUCACCUCGCAGAUGGCCCUGAAAUGAUCCCCCGUUAUGUGGACAAUCUGAAAGCAAUGGAAAAGACUGCUCCGAGCUUUCGUGACCUACAGUUCCUCAAGGGAAAUUCUUAUGAUGAAUGGCGGGCUAGUAGGCUAGGCUCGGAAUGGGCUAAAAAGUAUCACCUUUUUGACAAGUUCAAGGGUGGUGCUACGAACGGAUUUCUGGACGCGGGUUCCGGAAUCACCUUGGCUGACAAAGCCUGUGUAUAUGCUCGGUAUCUAUGUGAACAGGCCGGGGUGAAGUUCGUCUUGGGGCGACCUCAUGGUGAACUUGAGGAAUUGAUCACAGAACAAGCUGGUUCUCAAAAGCGAGUGACAGGAAUUCGAACAAAGGACGGCCUGAGUCACUCGGCCGGACUCGUUGUUGUUGCGUGCGGACCUUGGACAUCAUCUGUUCUUCCGGAAGCUCACCGUUCCGUGGAAGCCACGAUGGGAACGGUGAUGUUUGUGGACAUUCCAAAGGACAGAAAAGACCUCAGAGAAAAAUUUCACCCAGACAACUUUCCAGUCUGGCGAUCGUAUGAAGGAGGUGGAUUUCCUAUCACGAAAGAAGGGCGAUUGAAAUUCGGAUUUCGUGCCCGCAAGUUUACAAACUUUCAAGACCACCCCACACAAAAGGAUAUCCGCAUCUCAACCCCGCGAACAAAGUACAGUCCACAGCCGAUCGACACAGUGCCUUCGUAUGGACUGGAGCUCAUGAAAAACGUCAUCGGAGGGUUGUUUCCGGAAUUGAGGGAGAUUGGCUUUACAGAUAGCCGAUUGUGCUGGUACACAGACAGCAUUGAUAAUGAAUUCGUGGUCGACUAUGUUCCUGGCUACUCUGAUUCGCUGUUCAUUUGCUCUGGUGGCUCUGGUCACGGAUUUAAAUUCCUUCCAAUCCUUGGAAAGUACGUCAAAAACCAGCUAGAGCGCGUUCCUGAUCAGUUCACGUCACUUUGGAAGUGGCGUACUGUUGAGGAAGGCCAGAAAUGCAACGGCCUCGAGGAAGGAGAAGCCGGUCCUCGCGAGAUGUCGAAACUCCGCUUGGCAAAGUCCGAGGACUUUAAAUUUGUGGAUAGAGAGAAUACCUUUUACAACCUUUCUUCAGGGCCACGAUCGCGCCUGUGA
This is a messenger RNA of Talaromyces rugulosus, 1491 nucleotides long. RefSeq lists its product as uncharacterized. NCBI's taxonomy places the organism in Eukaryota, Fungi, Ascomycota, Eurotiomycetes, Eurotiales, Trichocomaceae. The transcript has 13 exons. The coding region runs from base 1 to 1491 and encodes 496 amino acids. The record is from RefSeq and is a predicted model, not a curated record. Gene Ontology annotation, molecular function: flavin adenine dinucleotide binding; sarcosine oxidase activity.